Akanthomyces muscarius is the source of this 1485-nucleotide messenger RNA. RefSeq lists its product as uncharacterized. The record is from RefSeq and is a predicted model, not a curated record. Gene Ontology annotation, biological process: GPI anchor biosynthetic process. The transcript has 2 exons. NCBI's taxonomy places the organism in Eukaryota, Fungi, Ascomycota, Sordariomycetes, Hypocreales, Cordycipitaceae. Gene Ontology annotation, cellular component: glycosylphosphatidylinositol-N-acetylglucosaminyltransferase (GPI-GnT) complex. The coding region runs from base 1 to 1485 and encodes 494 amino acids. Gene Ontology annotation, molecular function: phosphatidylinositol N-acetylglucosaminyltransferase activity.
AUGGGCCGCCGCAGGUACAAUAUCGCCAUGGUCAGCGACUUCUUCUUCCCCCAGCCAGGAGGAGUCGAGGCGCACAUCUACCAGGUCUCGAGCAAGCUCAUCGACCGCGGUCACAAAGUUAUCAUCAUCACACACGCCUACGGCAACCGCACAGGUGUUCGUUACCUUACAAAUGGCCUCAAAGUAUACUAUGUGCCCUUCUUAAUCAUCUACCGCGAGGCCACCUUCCCUACUGUCUUCUCCUUCUUUCCCAUCUUCCGCAACAUCUGCAUCCGCGAGCAGAUUGAGAUUGUACACGGCCAUGGCAGUUUAAGCAGCAUGUGCAACGAGGCUAUCCUGCACGCCCGAACAAUGGGCCUGCGCACCGUAUUCACAGAUCACUCGCUUUUCGGCUUUGCUGAUGCUGCGAGUAUUCUCACCAACAAGCUUCUCAAGUUCUUCUUGAGCGAUGUUGAUCACAGUAUAUGUGUCAGCCACACAUGCAAAGAGAAUACAGUCUUGAGAGCUUCGUUAGAUCCACUCAUGGUAUCAGUCAUCCCCAAUGCCGUCGUCGCGGAAAACUUCCGCCCACGCGACUACCCCAUCCAAGGAGAUCCAAGCCACGCCUUUGGCCCAGAGCGCAGCCCUACGCGCAUCGGCCCCAACGACAUGAUUACCAUUGUCGUCAUCUCGCGGCUUUUUUACAACAAGGGCACCGACCUUCUCACCGCCGCCAUCCCGCGCAUCCUCGAGAACCACCCCAACACGCGCUUCAUCAUUGCCGGCUCGGGCCCCAAGGCUAUCGACCUCGAGCAGAUGAUCGAAAACAACGUCCUGCAGGACCGCGUCGAGAUGCUCGGCCCCAUCCGCCACGAAGAGGUGCGCGACGUCAUGGUCCGCGGCCACAUUUACCUGCACCCGUCCCUCACCGAGGCCUUUGGCACCGUCAUCGUCGAGGCCGCCAGCUGCGGCCUGUACGUCGUCUGCACGCAGGUCGGCGGCAUCCCCGAGGUGCUGCCCUCGCACAUGACCACGUUUGCCAAGCCCGAGGAGGACGACCUCGUCCUCGCCACCGGCAAGGCCAUCACCGCCGUCCGCGCCGGCAAGGUCCGCACCGACCGCUUCCACGACGAGGUCAAGAAGAUGUACUCGUGGGACAAUGUCGCCCAGCGCACCGAGCGCGUCUAUGACGGCAUUACCGGCACCAUCACCGAGGAGGAGUUUUACGGCUUCGACACGGGCGGCUACAACGGCUCCCGCGUCCGCAACUUUGCCCUCAUCGACCGCCUCAAGCGCUACUACGGCUGCGGCAUAUGGGCCGGCAAGCUCUUCUGCCUCUGCGCCGUCAUCGACUACCUCUUCUUCCUCGUCCUCGAGGUCUUCCUGCCUCGCGAGAACAUUGACACGUGCCCGGACUGGCCGCGCAAGCUCGCCAAGGACCGCAAGGCCAAGUCGAGAAACCAAUCCACGUCCUCGCAGGGCGGUGGUAUUGCCAAGCCGACUUGA